Bathycoccus prasinos is the source of this 2886-nucleotide messenger RNA. Its product is annotated as WD repeat-containing protein 48. Lineage: Eukaryota; Viridiplantae; Chlorophyta; Mamiellophyceae; Mamiellales; Bathycoccaceae. Bases 1 to 2886 code for a protein of 961 amino acids. The record is from RefSeq and is a predicted model, not a curated record. Gene Ontology annotation, molecular function: protein binding. The transcript has 2 exons.
AUGUCUUCGUCCGCUCGUCAAACAACAUCACGCAACGACAACAACACCAACGCGCAUAAACAACGACGACGAAAUUUGGAAGAAAAAGAAGAAAAGUAUUUAUUCGUCAACGGAGAAUCAAUCGCACACAACGCGCAAAUCAACACGAAAACGUUCACGUCGCUUUCGAUUUUGAGCGGAUCAAUCGCGGGGAUUUUAGGCGCGACCGAUUGGAUCGGGUUCGUUUGGUAUUGCGCGACGAUUUUGGUCGUCGGUGGAGUCACCGUCGUGUUUCGGUGCAAAAACGAACCGAAACGAUUCGCCGCGGAGUCGGUCGGAAGCGCGAUAUUCGGACAAGGGUUCAGCGGCGGGUUCGCGAGUUUUAUCUUGUUUUGGACGUUGUUUUAUAACAUGUUCGGGUACGGUAUGAACAACGCGCAACAGGAACAGUUCGCGGAGCAAGCGAGACAGAGAAGACCAAUCGCGUACGUUUUACCGCACCCGGAAUUCGAGGAGAGACACGUGGGUGGCAUUAAUGCGUUGGAUCUGAGUUGUUACGAUAAUAAUAGUAACGAUGAUAAGAGGAGGAGGAAAGUGUUGGCGUCGGCUGGAAGAGACGCGAGCGUGCGGUUAUGGGACGUCUCGGAAGCGGCGGAUGUGAAAAAGAUGGCACUGUUCGUGGGUCACCGCGGGUGGGUGAACGACGUGAAACACGUCCCGUCGAUGAAUAGAGAUUCUUUGCUCGUCGCCUCGGGCGGAAGCGAUAAAACUGUUCGAUUGUGGUCGCACGAUUUGUUGAACUCUUCCGGCCUCGGCGGAAGCACCGAUAGUAACGACAAUAAAAAUAGUAACAUUAGCGACGCGUCGUGCGCGUUAGGGAAACUGCGAGCGCAUGAUGAUUACGUCAUGGCUUUAGCAACGAAUAGAGACGGAUCGAUUUUAGCCAGCGGCGGUCUCGGUGGUCAACUCUUCGCCUGGGACGUGGAAACGCUGAAACAAAAAUGGUCGAUCGAAGGCGCGAGCUUGGACGAGUAUUCCUUGAAAGGUGCCAAGGCGUCUAUUUAUUGCUUGGGUAUCGCGAAAGAUGCAAAUCUGAUAGUAUCUGGCGGUACAGAGCUCGCUUUGCGCGUGUGGGACGCGCGCAUGAAGCGUAAAGUUUCCAAGCUCAAAGGACACACGGAUACCGUGCGAGGCGUGUGUAUAAACGACGAUGGGAAAAUUGCAAUCACGGCAUCCUCGGAUGGGACCAUUCGCGUGUGGGAUAUUUCUUUAGGUCGUCAAUCAGACGUGUUCGCUGGAGCGCACGAAGGUGGGUGUUGGGCGGUAUCUGGAAACGCGAACUUUACCAGAUUCUAUUCCGGCGGCGCGAAAGGCGACAUUUGCAUCACGGAUAUCAAAGAGAGAAAAUCAGCCAUUUUGUGUCGAGAGACGAGCGACGCGGCUGGUAACAACGGCGUUCUGGAUUUAUGCGUCGAUUUAAGCGCGAAUAGUUCCGAGGCAUGGGUAUGCACGGCUGGUAAAGACAUUCGCCGAUGGCGCAUCGACAGUAGUCAAGCGCCGUCGUCGGCGGCGGCGGCGACGACAAAAUCGUCAUCGAACGUCGACGAUUGGUUCACCGUCGGUUCGCCGGCAAAAUUUUUAAACCCUUCCUCUCCAGCCUCGCAAGGUUUCCGCGGAAACCCGAGAGUGAGGAGUAGUCCCAUCAAUGUUACCACCGGCGCUUCUCCCAGUGCCGAUGGUGGCGGGAGGAGUCUUAGCUCUAGCCAGAAAAGACAGAUGCUUCAAAAUAGUAGUCCUGGGAAGAGAAGUCCCACGCACGCGACGCCGAGCGGGAUCAUUCCUUCCGCUUCAGCAGUCGUCAGACACGCGGAGCUGCAUGACCGCAUGCGAUUUCUAACCGAGGACGAUUCCGGUGCUACGUCAGUUUGGCACAUUUCGGAAGGUUUACUAAAUACCUUCCCCAAUCGCGCGUUCGAGGUCGUUUUGAACGACCACGAGAUCAACGAACCGUGCGCGGUGCCGAAAUGGUUCAACUUGAGUCAUCGCGAAGGGUCCGUCGAAAUUGAAUUCAGUCCAAGUACGUUCGCCAAAGCCGAGUCGUACGCGAUAGAUUUAGGCGACGAAAGUGCAAAUGCAGAUGCGAAACUAAACUUGGGCGUCGAGAUGGUGCAAGCGUUGUUGAUUGGUUUGCAUUUGAACACGUUGGACGAGACAAAAUUAGUCGGCGCGAAGAGAGACGUUGCACAGAAACGUAAAGAGGCUUUACAAAAAGAAGAGGCGCGCGAGAAACAACGGCGACGCGCAGAUGGAAGCGAAUCCGGGACGGAUAGAGACUUAUCGUCCGAAGAGUCGUCGUCGUCGGCGUCGGCCGAAGAUGACGAAGAUAGAAAGGCGUCGAACAAUCGUGGUUUGAUGAACAAAUUCCGAGCGUUUCAAUUCAACGCGUCGUCGCCGAGGCUUCGCUUUUCGUCUGGAGAUCGCGAAUCGAUACCGUUGGAAUUUUCAAAAUCUACACCUUUGGAUAUCUCUUUACCCGAGGUGGCAAAGAACGUUCCGAAAUGGGCGCUCGACGUCGCGCUUGGAAUUUUCCCGGCGCCGUCUUCUGCCAAGGCUUCUUUCGCAGUCUCUGUUUGCGAAAGCGCGAUAAGCGAUUUCCGCGAUUACGACGUUAACGCGAUAAAGCAAAAGUCUGUGAACGCUCCGCGCAUACUCACCAUACGAAAAGUCCGAAACUACGUCGCCGAUAAGCUGAAGAUGGAUGCCACCGCGAAAGAAGAUUUAGAAAUUCUCUGUCACGGCAGAGCUUUAAAGUUAGACAUGUCGCUGGCUACUGUGGAUGCGUACUUUUGGAAGAAAGGUGGCGCGAUACGUUUAAAUUAUAGAUUUAAACGUUCUUCGUAUUCUUAA